Molecule: messenger RNA, 846 nt
Organism: Triticum turgidum subsp. durum (durum wheat)
Lineage: Eukaryota; Viridiplantae; Streptophyta; Magnoliopsida; Poales; Poaceae
Source: the annotation of a GenBank genome assembly
AUGCCUGCGCCGCGACCGCAGCAGCGGGUUCUGCUCGUCGCGGCUGCCUGGAGCCUCGGCCUGCUCUGCCUCGCCGCCGCGGAAGGUGGAGGCGGCUCCUGCGAGCUCUCGGUCGAGCGCGGUGGCGCGCUCUAUAACUUCAGCCUCGCGGCGCCGACGCCGGCCCACCGCCACGGCGUCCUCAGCGAGGAUGGGUUUUACAAAGUGGCCAUGAACGAUUCAGUCAUCUGGUUCCAGCUCUGCGAUCAGAUGAUAUUCAACUUUGACCCACCUGUCUGUCUUCACUGUGAGGACUGUGGUGGUCCAUUGAGGUGUGGCACCCAAUGCAGCGCACUUGCUUCAAAUAACAUUGGAGGGUAUGAUGUUUGUACAACCAUUGGAAGGGCAUCUGGAUCCCAUAUAUCUCUAAUAGCAGAUGAAGGUAAUCCACAAAAGGGUGUCAUUGUCAAGAUGUUUUCAUCAAAGUGUUCUAUUUCUGUUUUCAUCUUUUGUGAUUCAGCUGUAGCCCAACUACCGGAUACAUUCACCCAAUCUGGAAGUUGUGAUUACGUUACGGUACUUAGACACCCUUCUGGGUGUGCAAGAUCAGUGUCUGAUGCUGGAAAUGGCUGGGGAUGGUUAGGCACUUCGUUCAUAACAAUUUUGUGCCUUCUUGGAGGAUACAUUCUGAUUGGUGCAAUCUAUAGAUAUUAUUUCCUCGGCAUUCGUUCUGUAGAGGCCAUUCCGAACCUGGAAUUUUGGAUCAGUUUGCCAUGGAGAAUUAAGAGCAUGUUUGUUCGUCCAAGAAGAAACUCAAGAAGUCAGAGCAGAGAUACUAGAGGUCCAUACACCACUGUAAACCACUGA